This is a messenger RNA of Closterium sp. NIES-65, 1410 nucleotides long. The record is from the annotation of a GenBank genome assembly. NCBI's taxonomy places the organism in Eukaryota, Viridiplantae, Streptophyta, Zygnematophyceae, Desmidiales, Closteriaceae.
AUGCCUGGGGGUUCCCCUAGAGUUCCCCGAGGGUUUGGGUCCCUGGUGAUGGGGGGGAUGGCAGCAGGAGGAGGAGGAGGAGGAGGAGGAGGAGGAGGAGGAGGAGGAGGAGGAGGAGGAGGAGGAGGAGGAGGAGGAGGAGGAGGAGGAGGAGGAGGAGGAGGAGGAGGAGGAGGAGGAGGAGGAGGAGGAAUAGGAGGAGGAGGAGGAGGAGGAGGAGGAGGAGGAGGAGGGAUAGGGGCAAAAGCAGGAGGAGCAGCAGGAGCAGGAGGAGUGGGUGCAGCAGGGAGAGGUGCCACAGCAGGAGGUGCAACAGGGAAAGUCGUAACAGGGGGGGGUGCGACAGGGGGGGUUGCAGGAGCUACUGGGCGGCUGAGGCUGGUGGUUGACCGGGGGACGGGGCAGCAGCUGGUGGUGCAGCGAGUGCAUGUGGGGGAGAGGGGCGGGGGCGCAGGGGAGGGAGGGGUGCAAGGGGAGAGGGGCGUGGGGGGCCAGUCAGGGCAGUCGGAGAGAGAGCGGCGGAUGCACCAGCGGGUCGCAUUACUGCUGAAGCUCAAGCAUGAGAACAUUGUGCCAUGCCUCACAGAGUGCGGCCCCAUGCCGGAAGAGACCCUCGCCUUCUGCCUUCGCCAGGUGGUGGAGGCACUAACAGCGUUCCACUCCCUGGGCAUCCCCCACGGCCGUGUGCGCACCAGCAGCGUUUUCGUUCCCGAUGAUGGCGUCGUGAAGCUCGCUGGGACCUCGUUCCUGGAUGGAGAAAGGGAGGGAGGGGAUGGAGGGGAGGAUAGAGAUGGGGGAAAGGAGGAGGGAGAGGAGGGAGGGGAGGGGAGGGGAGGAAGCAAGGUGCCCUGGUGUUCCCCUGAAGAGAUCAGAAAGGUGAGGGUAUUAAUGUUCUGCUGUGCACUGGCUGUGCCGCUAUUGCCCAUCUUGUUACCCGUGCACUGCCUGUUCUUCCUCCCACCAUUCGUUACCCGUGUUUCCCUCUACUCGAAACGCUGUGUCUCUUCCUGCCGCCUUUCAACCUCUCUCUUCGCCUUCCACUUGUGCCCUCCCCCUUCUCUUGGGUCUCCCACCUUCCCCUCGUUCCGACAUCUCUUUUCUCAUUCUUCGUCCGACGUCUGUUCCCCCAAUACGCUAUCUACCAAGCAGGAGACAGUGGGUGCAGCAGCAGACAUGUGGGCGGUGGGCUGCCUGGCAGUGCACAUGGCAACGGGAGCGCUACCAUGGGCCCAAGUGGCGGACGAGGAGCAAGUGCGGCUCUUCAUCGCACACAGCAGGGCUCUGCCCGACCUGCCGCCCGAUUCCUCGCCACAGCUCAUUGAUUUUGUCGCGACCUGUUUGGACCGGGAUCCGUCCCGCCGCCCGACAGCCGCCCGGCUCGUUGACCAUCCUUUUCUAGCGGCAUGCUAG